This is a messenger RNA of Penicillium alfredii, 384 nucleotides long. RefSeq lists its product as uncharacterized. The transcript has a single exon. The record is from RefSeq and is a predicted model, not a curated record. Bases 1 to 384 code for a protein of 127 amino acids. NCBI's taxonomy places the organism in Eukaryota, Fungi, Ascomycota, Eurotiomycetes, Eurotiales, Aspergillaceae.
AUGCUGUCUAACAUCUUCUCUGCUGUCUUGCCUUUGCGUCCGUCUCGCCCAGAGCCAACCCCACCGAGGGAUAUCUCCCCGAGCUCUACAAGCUCAGAUUCCGACGAUGCGUCUGACGGAGUGCCCGAAACACAACCCGAACCGUUCUUUCCAGCCCUAUGGGAUGUGCUCAAAGUCCGUUAUCUGCUACAAUGGAAAGUCCCAAAUGGGCUGCCCAAAGAGCUGGUGGACCUGAUCGUCGAUGCAGCUGAGUACUGGCCAUCCUGGGAGCAGAGCAUGGAGGGGGAGAGACACGUCCAGAAAGACCAAGACCAGGUGCUGCUAAAGACGGUACCUCUCUGUUAUGACCGACAGGUACGCACUGUGGGUUGUGGAUACAACUGA